Messenger RNA from Phalacrocorax carbo (great cormorant), 2375 nucleotides. Lineage: Eukaryota; Metazoa; Chordata; Aves; Suliformes; Phalacrocoracidae. The record is from RefSeq and is a predicted model, not a curated record.
GGGAGCGGCGGCCGUGGCCGCCUGGCGCCGGCUGUCAGCGCUCGGGAGCCGCGGGUCGGCGGCGGACGGCGGGAGCCCCCGCGCCAUGGAGCCGCAGGCACAGGGCCUGCUGGAAACCCAGUCUUUCAGUGAAGCAGAUGAAGAUGUGGUCACUGAUGUUGAUUUCACCAAUAUGAUUUCUGAAGAAGAAAAAGAAGAGUUAAAGAUUGAGCUAGCCAAGCUAGAGGAUGAAAUUUCAACUUUGCGGCAAGUGCUAGCAGCCAAAGAAAAGCACCUGGUUGAAAUUAAACAAAAGCUUGGCAUAAGUCUGAUGAAUGAGCUGAAGCAGAACUUCAGCAAAAGCUGGCAUGAUAUGCAGACCACUUCUGCUUACAAGAAAACACAUGAGACCCUGAGCCAUGCAGGACAAAAAGCAACAGCAGCUAUCAGCAAUGUAGGAACUGCUAUCAGCAAGAAGUUCGGAGAUAUGAGAUCGCAUUCAAUUGGCUACUCUAUUCGCCAUUCCAUAAGCAUGCCUGCGAUGAGGAAUUCUCCAACUUUCAAAUCGUUUGAGGAGAAGGUUGAGACCACUGUCACAAGCCUUAAGACCAAGGUUGGUGGGACAAGCCACACUGGGGGCAGUUUUGAAGAAGUUCUCAGCUCUACGGCCCAUGCCAGCGCUCAGAGCUCUCUUGCUGGCACCCGACUCCCUGAAAGCGAAGAAGAGCUUCAGUGUUAGACCACAGGCCUUCCUGAGCCUCACAUGCCUCUCUUCAGAGACUUGCCCAGCCAGUGAUUUUUAGACCUCCCUUGCCACCCAGCUUGUGCAACAAGGUUUUGUCAGCUUUGGAAAACUGCCUCCCUGGCCUUGUGCUGGAGAAACAUUUCCCCUCUCUGUUUGUAUUUCGGAUGGGUCGUUUUAUCAUCAGGUACCUCGUACACCAUAGAAGCCACGUGCAAGUCAUUGACGUACAAUGCUCUAAAUUCUAUCUGAAGUGACCAAAAUAGUUCUCAUUUUCAUGUAACUUCCCUCCAACAAUAUCCCAGUCUCUGUUUCUUAUUUCUUUUAGUUUACUGUUUUCUCUCUGUUGGUUUCCAACUCCCCUCUCGGUGCCACAUCAGACAGAUGGACCUAGAGCUGUGCAAAGAUUUCUGCUGCCAGCAACAGUCCACAUACCAGCUGUCUACCAGCCCUACCAGGUGCCCUUUGCUCUGUUACAUGAUCUGUUUCCUAAUGGAAUUAAAUCACUUAUUGUCACAACAACCUUUUUUUCCUUUGGUAUACAGGCUGGCAUUGCCCUUGAGUCAGCAGAGUUGAGGAGGACAGGAAGAGACACCCAGUUAUUCAUAUAGAAACUGAACUGAUUGCAGCUGCUGAUUUAAGAUGAUCAUUGUAGCUGGAAAAGCUUCAGUUUAAAAAUAUGUUCCCUUGCUUGCUCUCUGUGGUGUGAUAAGACUUGACAGUAUAAGUUCAUUACAAAGGGAAGUGGAGCAGAGGGAACUUCUAAUAAUUUUGCCUCCAUAUCUUCCCCUCAAAAAUAAGGGAAGGUGAAUUUAUGAGCCUCAGUCAAGAUACAGCCUUAAGUGAAAGAAUACAAACCCAACAAUUGGCUUAAGAUGUGCCAUAGGUUAGAGAGCCCAUGCCUUCGGUCUGCAUUUCAGAGCUGCUAGCAUAGACCCUGUUAUCUUACAAUGCACAGGAGGAGCGAGUACUUCACUUCUGGUGUCAAAUUUUGUCGUGCUUCACUCCAGGACGUAAUUCCAUCAGCUGCACUGUAUCUGCUUAAUCAUCAAAAGCCAGUCAUCUCUCAGCUUUGCUUCAGCAUGUUUUCUUGCAUCCUUUUAAUAUUUUUUCCUAAGAAAAGAGCAGCACGCUUGUGACACUAUCCUGCUGUCUGCUGAGCAUGUGUCAGUCUGCAUGUUGGAUUACUCAGUUCGCCAGACCGAGAUGAGCACAACUUUUUCAAUAUGGUAUAGAAAACAGUCUGGCUACUUUCAAAAUGGAUGCAUUUUUUAAGCAUAUGCCAAAGCUUCAAAAAAAAAAGCGUUAGUGAGUUUGACAUUACAGGCUGCUUAUAAUCUUGUGAGGCUUUUUUUCCUGUGUGGCUUUGGUUACUCUUUUUACAAGGUUGGCAGUCCUUUCAUAAUGUUCUACUGGACAUAAUUUAACUUUGGACAUUUAUAUCAAAUGCUUCUUUAGUGUGAUUUUAGCAUGGAAGCAAAAUUAAUUAGGUUCUUUUAGUACAGUUUUCUUGUGAUAGUUUGCUAGCUUAUUUUGUGCUUUUGUGCAUAAACGUGACUUUAUUUAAGUAAAGAAGAUAUUAAUGGUCACCUUAGUUUGUGUAAAUGAAGUUAUUGAUAUUCUCAUUAAAAAUAAAUUCUCUCUUACUCUUUUA